GCACAAGCUCACUGUGAGAUUAUUUUCACAUACAGUAAUGGGGUGGAAAGAUAAUCUCCUGAUUUGUUCUUUCUUUGUGUCAGUUUACCUGCUGACACAGGUUAAAUGUGGUCCUGUGAACGCAGCCUCAUCUUUGAGUGUUGAAGAAGAGUUUGUGGCACGCGGGGACUUCACAAGAGAAAGAAGAGCCGUAAAGGCCUGCUCAGGCCUUCAGAAAGAUCUGAAUGAGAUGAAGAUUAAAUGUAGGGAUUCUUACAAGGUAGCAAAGGACAAUAUUGAUGGUCUUAAAAAGCAACUGGAUGAUCUUUUUAAACAAGUCAGUGCCACCAAGAGUCCAGUGAAGGAUGUCUUAAACAUUCUCCGGAAAGCCAUCGACCUGCAGGAGAUGGAUGCGCUAACAAUCACUGAGAGAAAUGCCGCAAAGAUCGAAGGACUGAAGCAGCGUCGUAAGGAAGCAGUGAGAGACUUAGCAGAGAUGAAGAAAGAAUUUUCAGGAAGUGUUGCAAUGUUCAAGCAUACAGUUUCAAAGAGAAGCGCAACAUCAACCGCUCUUAAUGAACUAAAGAAAUACCUUGAAGACAAGCUCAAACAACCAGGGGAACAAGGUGGCAUUGCAAGCCAAGUGCUGCAGAUUGUCACAUUGCAAAUUGAAGCAAUGGAACUAAAGAUACACCUCUCUGGUAUAUAUAAGACGCAAGUGCAGAUGGAUGGAACUAUAAGCAAACUGGAGCACAAAAAUGGCCUCCUGGCAGAUUUAAAGGAGGAGCGAGAAGAGAGGAGAGAAAAAUUAGAAAAAAUUGAUAAACUCAUUGCAGCACUGAAGAAAGAAAUAUCGGACCUGAAUGCUGAAUUAUUAGCGCUUAAACAAACGCUUGCUCAACUUAAUGGACAGACAAAAGAAUUUGAUGGGAAACGAGCUGAAGUAAUGGACAAAAUUGCCAAACUGAAGGGAAAAGAUGAGUUAAUUUCUAGAAUUCUUACACUCCAGUUUGAAUUUAUGGAGGCGCUAAUUACUGCAAAUGGACAAAAGAAUGCAGACGACUUUGUGUUAGCUGAUCUCCAGAAAGAGCUUAAAAAGGAACAGGACAGGGCACUUUAUCUGGAUGCUGAAAACAAACGUUUACAGAGAAAGCUGUUUGUCCAGGAAGAAGAAUGCCAAGACAUGAUGAAUCUGUACAUCAAUGCACAAGCUGAACUGGAUGCUCGAGUAAAUGAAAUAUCAGAUCCAACCUCAAAGACAGCUGUCCAGAUUAUUUUGCUGAGCUUUGAAAUAGACCAAAUAACGAAACAAAUUAAAGCAUCUUCAUCUAAUGACGAUUUGAAGCGAAUUCGGGACGAAAAACUCAAAGAACUUAAGGCGAAAAAGGGGGAACUUCAGAAAAGUGGCACUAGCCCUGAAAAAAUUCUUGAGGUGAUAUCGCAGAUGGAGGAAAUCUGGAAGCUACAGAGCGAAAAUCCAGAUAACUUAAAUCAAAUCAGCAAUCUGCAGAAGAAUCUCUUGAAAUUGAUUACAGAACUAGAUGAUAAAAUGGCUGCAAAACCAAUGCUGAAAAUCAUAGCUCUCCAAUCUGAUGUAACCUGGAUAAGGGAAAUGCUGAAAACAGUGACUGCACAGGCUGAGAUGCAGAAAAUCGAUCUCCAAAAAGCACUGGACGAUGUGAAACAUAUGCUGGAUGAAAAAAACAAAGAGCUGGCUGCUGGGACCGGUAACACCAGUCAGCUACAGAAAGAGAUUGCUCAUCUGAAUAAAGAAGUUUUGAAGCUGAAAAUGGAAAAAGACACAGCUGAACAGAUUGCACAGCAGAGGAUCAAAGAUCUUGAAGGAAAACUAAAACAGAGUAAUGAGGCAUUGGAGGAUGCAAAUAAUUCUCUGAAAGACACGAGCGAUGCUCUGUCACGACAAAUUACAAAGGUCAACAAUCUCAUCGACGAAGUGAGAACCUUGAAACAGCAAGUGCAAGAAAAAGAAUCGAUAGUAAAUGCUAGAAUAGCUGAACUUGAAAGGGACCUGGUGAAGAAGGAGGAAGAAAACGCCAAAAUUCGUGACAAGAUUGAAGAGGUGAAAAAAAAUUGUGUGGACACCCAUGAAUGCCCUGAAUAUAAAAAAAUGCAGGCUGAAUAUAACGAUACCAUUUCUAAACUGAAAAGUGACAUUCUUCAGAAGGUUUUUUUUAUUACAAGUCUAAUUGAAGAAGUGAAGUACCUGGAUAAGCAAAUUGCACAAGGAUUCCCAGGAUUGAGGGAAGAACUGGAAGAAAAGAAAAGAGAAUUGGAGGAGGCAAAGCAGCAAUUGAAAGAUGAGGGAUCCAUGGCAGCCAAAACUCUGGAAGUACUGGAGUUACUAACUGAGAUAGGGAAGCUGCAAGAAAAUCCAAAUGAGGAUAAUUCAGAAAAGAUUCAGAAACUGGAUGCUAAAUUAAAUGUUUUGCUGAAUGAGUUGCAAAACUCUGGAGAGAAGGGGCUUGGACUGACCUUAAAGAUAAUUUCCAUAAAGGAAUCAAUGUCCAGUCUAAAACAAGCACAAGUAAAAAUGCAAGAGGAAUACAAAAGAGAAAUCAAUGGUCUAAAGAAGGAAAUAGAGGACAAAGAAAAAGAGAUUUUGCUUUUGAAGGCUAACUGUGGUCAGAUCACCACUGAGCUGCAAAACAGGAUAAAACAACUAGAGAAGGAGGCUGAGGAAAGCAAACAAAAAAUGAAAAAACUACAACAAGAAUCAAGCGAUAAGAUUGCAGCGCUAGAGAAACAAAUUAAAACAAAGGACCAUCAGCUUGCAAACACUGAAGAUAAACUUAAGGAAACAAACGCUGAAAACGCUGCUUUGAUCAAAAAGCUGAACGGUCUGAAUGACGACAUACAGAAAAUCAAAGAGGAGAAAAAUAAGGAACUACAGAAUGCAAAUGAAGAAAUUACCGGUUUAAAGGACAAAUUGCAAAAACUGGAAAAUACACUUGCUAAACAGGACCUGUACCUGAAGGAGAAGGAUGAUACUAUUUCUGCAUUGAAAGAAAUACGUGACAAUAUGAAGACUGAGCUUGAUAAUGCGAAGAAGAAAAACAAAGAACUAGAGACGGAGCUUAAAACAAAGGACCAGCAACUUGCUAAAACUGAAGCCAAACUUCAGGAGCAAAAUGAUGAAAAUCAAGCCUUGCUUCGCAAGCAGGAGAAACUUGAAAAGGAACUAAAAAAAACCACAGAGGAGAAAAACACUUUGCAAAAUAAAUUACAGGAAGAAAUCUCUGACUUAAAAAAUACAGUGGAUGCACAAAAAAAAGACCUUGCUAAGAAGGACCAGAAACUUCAGGAGAAGGAAAAAGAAGCUGUUGAAUUGCAAAAGGAAAAUGUUAAAAUAAAGGAAGAGAUCAAACAAGAGAAAGAUAAAUUCAACAAUUUGAACAAUGAGAAAGAGAAACUUAAAAAUGAAGUGAAUGAACUUAAAAAAAUAAUAGAAGAAAAAGGAGAACCUCCUAAGGAAGAAUGGCCGGGGUUCGAUGCAAACACUGCCCACCGCAGACUCAUCCUGUCGCAGGAUGAGAAAGAGGCACGUACCUCUUUAUUGGCUCGGCCUGUACCAGAAACCCCUGAGCGCUACGACACCGCUAUUGCAGCUCUGGCAAAAGUCGGAUAUGAUUCUGGAAAACAUUACUGGGAAAUAGGUGUGGUUGGAAGAAAUUGUUAUGUUUUGGGAGUGGCCAAAUCGUCCGCUAAGAGAAAGGGUAUUCUGACAUAUGGCCCUUCGGCUGGCUAUUGGGUUAUUCUGAAGAAAAGAGAUGGAGCACUUGUUGCCAUUGAUGACAAGCAGGUUAAAAUAGAUGCUAGUGAAACACCUUCUGCAAUCGGGGUCCAGGUGGAUUUUAAAAAUAAAGUGGUCAUUUUUUAUAAUGCAGAAAAGAAGCAUGAAAUCUAUAAGUUCACUGGCAAUGAGCUGCAGGGUAAAGUUUAUCCAUAUGUUGAGACCUGCAGUGACUCUAAUAUUAAUGACCCUCCCUUGAUCUUAAAGAAAGUUCAAUCCACCGACUGGCUCAAGCCAUGAUCUCCAUAUAUUAGGAGUCUGUUAAUGUAUGCAAAGAAAAUGCUCUCUGCUUUGAGAUUUCAGAUUGUACUCUCAACUGCAUUCUUGAAUGUCUUGCAUCUUUCAGUUUAAUAAAACAUUUACAUUUGAAAAACA
Molecule: messenger RNA, 4165 nt
Organism: Ctenopharyngodon idella (grass carp)
Lineage: Eukaryota; Metazoa; Chordata; Actinopteri; Cypriniformes; Xenocyprididae
Product: myosin-11
Exons: 46
Coding region: 38-4030 (1330 amino acids)
Molecular function (GO): protein binding
Source: RefSeq, a predicted model, not a curated record